This is a messenger RNA of Dimorphilus gyrociliatus, 3020 nucleotides long. Lineage: Eukaryota; Metazoa; Annelida; Polychaeta; Dinophilidae. The record is from the annotation of a GenBank genome assembly.
AAUUGUAUUGCUCAGUCUGUAAUAGACUUUACUCAAGAACUUUUUUGUAAUAAAAUAUUCAUUGCUCAUUUAAAUAAAUAAGCUUCCAAGAUAAGCCGAGUUAUAAAGUUUUAGGUAGAAAAAGCUUAAGUUAUUAAGAAAGCUAAGGUAUUUCGGAAGUUCAAACUACAAAAACUACCAGAAACCUCGUGGCGUAUAUUUUUAUGAAAAACUCAAGCUUUAACAACAUUGCUAUUGCAAACAUUUCUUUGCUUUUCAUUGUUUUGUUAAAAACUUUUUAGUUUCCCAAAAAAGAAACUGUUUGUAAACCAAAGUUGUUUUUAUGUGAAAUUAGCACGCCUUACGUAAUGACAAUUUAAGUUAAUCCGCCAUUUUUUUCAGUGGUUGACAAAAUGGCUAGUCGUGGAAUAGGCAGAGGCGGUAGGGGAGCUCUCUUAGAAGCUGCCGCAAAAUGCCAACCUCCAAUUGGAGGCAGAGGACUUAUACGGGGCAUUGCAAAUCUGAAGCUAGAUAGAAGUUCGGAACACUCUGAUGGAAGAAUUAGACUAACCGAAUUAAAAGAGGAAUCGGCAGUAGGAAAAGUUUUCAAAGAAAAACAAAACAUAGAAAGAAGCGACGAAAAAUUUGAGAAAAAAAUAGAGAGAGAUGACAAAGGGGAUAGCAAAAACAGGGAAGAUAUAAAGGAUAAGGAUGACAAAGAGAUAAAUCGUCGAUAUGAACCGAAGAUCGAAGGAGGGUCAACAAAACACCAUGGUUCAAUUGGAACGAGUGCCAAGAUUAUCAGUAAUCAUGUGCGUAUAAAAGUUCAGGAUUAUAGUAUCUAUCAAUAUCACGUGUCAUUCUCUGUUGAUAUUCCAUCAAAACGAAAGAGAUACUAUGGAAUAUCUCAACACCAACAGCAACUUGGACAGUGUAUGAUAUUUGACGGCACCAUUUUAUUCUUACCUCAUGAACUUGAUAAAGAAAUAAAUCUUGUAUCCAACUUUAAAGAUGGCUCCAAAUGUGACGUGCGCAUACGAAAAACUAAAUGUUUAAGAGCGCAUGAAUGCAUUCAGGUAUAUAGGCUGGUUAUGCAAAGAGUUACGAAUCAUUUGCAGUACACUAACAUCAAUAGGCGUUACUUCAGCGUUGACAAGGCUGCAUACUUAAAAGAAGAAAAAUUAGAGAUAUGGCCUGGGUUGGUUGCUGCUGUUCAUGAAGAAGAGGACGGUGUCUUUCUAAUCUUGGACGUAUCGCAUAAAGUACUAAGGAUUGACACAGUAUACAACGUCAUUCAAGACCUAUUAAAGUCAGUCACGGGAGAGAGAAGUAAAAACGCUCGUGAGGAAAUUACUAGAGCUCUAUUGGGCCAAGUAGUUAUGACAAGAUACAAUUACAAAACGUAUAGAAUAGAUGAUAUUAAUUUUGAUAUGACGCCAGAGAGUACUUUUGAGUCGCAUGGCAAGCCAAUUUCGUUUGUGCAGUACUAUGACGAGCAUUAUGAUAUUAAAAUCAAAGAUCUUGGUCAACCUUUACUAACACAUAUACCUAAGAAGAGUAAAAAUGACCCAAAUCCUCCAGAAACAAUUUUGCUUGUACCAGAACUCUGCCAUAUUACAGGCCUUACCGACAGACAGAGAACUGACUUCAAGCUAAUGAAACGUCUGGCCGAGCAUACACGUUUAUCACCAACUCGUCGCUAUGAAACAAUGCAAGUAUUUAUUUCGAAUGUUUACAAAAACGAAAAAGCUAUGCAAGAACUACGGGACUGGCAUAUGCAUUUCGACCAUAAACCUUUGGAGUUGGAAGGAAGAAGAUUGCCGGAGGAGAAACUUAUGGUUGGUGACCGCAAAGUUAUUACAGCAGGACCUGUAGCAGAUUGGAGCAGAGAAAUCACUCGAUUGCCUAUGCUUAAACCGGUGGCAUUAAAUGUUUGGGUAUUAUUAGUUACGCAGAGAGAUGAGGGUGCUGCAAUGCAGUUUUUGAGCACGAUAAAAUCCGAAUGUAAAAACUUAGCUAUGAGUAUUGCCCAGCCAAAACUUAUGAAACUAAAGUCUGAUCGUACGUCGGAAUACGUAGAGAACAUACGUCAAUGCUUAGAAGAUUAUAAAGAUACUCAAAUGAUUAUGACCAUAUUUCCGAAUUCAAGAGACGAUCGCUAUAAUGCUAUCAAAAAAAUUUGCUAUUGUGAAAGAGGCAUUCCUUCACAAUGUUUAAAUGCCAGAACGGUCAGUGAUCAAAGAAAAGUAAGAUCCGUAACUCAAAAAAUCCUUAUGCAAAUGAAUGUCAAGUUAAAUGGAGAAUUAUGGGCGGUAAACUUGAGAAAAAUGAAAGGAAGUAUGUAUUGCGGUAUUGACGUCUUUCACGAUGCUCAAAAACGAUCUGUUGCUGGUUUUGUCGCUUCAAGUAGCCUUGACGCAACCAGCUGGUGGAGCAAGGCUUGCAUGCAAGCUCAUGGUCAAGAAAUUAUGGAUCAACUUCGAAAUUGUCUAGAGGAUGCUAUUAAGAACUUUCAUAACAAGACUAACUCUUUACCUACAAGAAUUAUCAUUUAUAGAGAUGGGGUUGGAGAUGGAGCCCUCAGAACCGUUGCUGAACACGAAAUAUCUCAAUUACGACGUGCAUUCAAAUCAUUCCCUGGUUAUGAUCCCCAGUUUGCAUUUAUUGUUGUUCAGAAGCGAAUAAAUCAGAGAUUUCUUUUAUACGAAUCUAGAAGUAAAUUUGAAAAUCCUGUUCCUGGUACAGUAAUCGAUCAUACCGUCACAAGAAAGGAUUAUUAUGAUUUCUUCUUGGUAAGCCAAAACGUUCGCCAAGGAACCGUCAGUCCAACACAUUACAUAGUGCUAGAGGACACUACAAAUUUAAGUCCUGAUCAACAACAGCAAUUAGCGUACAAAAUGACUCACUGCUAUUACAAUUGGCCAGGAACAGUUAGAGUACCUGCUCCUUGUCAAAAUGCUCAUAAGCUGGCAGCUAUGGUAGGACAGAAUCUACGUGCUCUUCCUAAGGAAUGUAUGAGUCAUACUUUGUUUUAUUUGUAA